GAAUUGCAUACGUGGCGCUGUGGUAGCAACAUGCCGCUGUGAGGUGGUGACUGAUUGAAAAGGAGAGAAAGCAUAUGUCAUUUUUAUGAUUGUAUAAUUAACAUCCGUUAGAAAAAAUGAAGUGGCUCAUUUUCUGCAUGUUCCUCGUCAUAUUUAUCGUCAACGCGCGUUGUUACUUUAUCACUGUGGACGCGCAUGCAGAGGAAUGUUUUUUUGAUAAGGUCGAUUUCGGCACCAAGAUGGGUCUUACGUUUGAAAUAGCAGAAGGUGGAUUCUUAGAUAUAGAUGUAAAGAUAGUUGGUCCCGAUGGUAGAAUAAUUUAUCAAGGUGAGCGAGAGAGCAGUGGAAAAUAUACAUUUGCUGCGCAUACCACAGGUGUUUAUACCUACUGCUUUAGUAAUCAAAAAAGUACAAUGACACCGAAAGUAGUGAUGUUCAAUAUGGAUAUUGAUGAAAAUCGAAAACAGAAUGAUGAAAAUGCUGUCGGGGAAGCUCAAGAAGGAGAUAGUAAUCAUGGAAAAUUAGAUGACAUGAUUAAAGAUUUGAGCACCAGUUUAUGGGGUGUAAAGAAUGAACAGGAAUAUAUGCAGGUUCGCGAUCGCAAUCACAGAGCGAUCAACGAAAGUACAAACUUUCGAGUUGUAGUGUGGGCAUUUUUCGAAGCCAUGGUAUUAGUAUGUGUGACAGUAGGGCAAAUCUUUUAUUUGAAGAGAUUUUUUGAGGUACGAAGAAUUGUAUAAUUUAGGAUACUUAAUCACUUUGUUAAUCAAUUGUACAUUUUUUCUAUGUAAUUAAAUUAUAUCUCAUAUAGUAAGUCAUUAUAAUAAGUCAUUCUUGCAGUAAACAAAUUGUUCAUUGCAGUAAACAAUUGUUCAUUGCAAUAAACAAUUGUCAAAGUUAAAUUCCUAAAUUCCUAAAUUAUAUAUCACUAGUGUAAUAA
Camponotus floridanus (Florida carpenter ant) is the source of this 940-nucleotide messenger RNA. RefSeq names its product transmembrane emp24 domain-containing protein 2. Gene Ontology annotation, cellular component: endoplasmic reticulum; COPII-coated ER to Golgi transport vesicle; endoplasmic reticulum-Golgi intermediate compartment. The transcript has 3 exons. Gene Ontology annotation, biological process: endoplasmic reticulum to Golgi vesicle-mediated transport; Golgi organization; intracellular protein transport. The coding region runs from base 117 to 740 and encodes 207 amino acids. NCBI's taxonomy places the organism in Eukaryota, Metazoa, Arthropoda, Insecta, Hymenoptera, Formicidae. The record is from RefSeq and is a predicted model, not a curated record.